Molecule: messenger RNA, 816 nt
Organism: Hordeum vulgare subsp. vulgare (domesticated barley)
Lineage: Eukaryota; Viridiplantae; Streptophyta; Magnoliopsida; Poales; Poaceae
Product: cytochrome c6, chloroplastic
Exons: 5
Coding region: 67-594 (175 amino acids)
Molecular function (GO): heme binding; electron transfer activity; iron ion binding
Source: RefSeq, a predicted model, not a curated record
UUUAUCUUACCUAUUACCUAGGCAACCGGCAGCAGCCUCCGCUGCGAGAGUGCCCGUGGGCGCGCGAUGCACCAGCUUCCUCUCGCCGCGCGGCCGCCGGCGCCGCGGUCUCACUGUUCCGGGAGUAGGAUGGCGUGCCUCUCCAGUCUGAAGCAGGCGUCGGCCUCUCUCGCCGUGGCCGCAAGACGGUGCGCGGCCGCGCCUCUCGUGGCUGCGUCGCUCCUCCUCGCCGCCGCGGCUGCGUCUCCUGUCAUGCCUGCCGGCACCCCACAAGCGUUUGCACAAUCCCAAGGCGCGGCGCUGUUCCGUAAGGCGUGCAUCGGGUGCCACGACACGGGAGGGAACAUCCUACAGCCAGGUGCCACGCUCUCCAUGAAGGAUCUUGAGAGAAAUGGAGUUGCCACGGAGGAAGAUAUAUACAACAUCACUUAUUACGGGAAGGGAAGGAUGCCGGGUUAUGGGGAGAAAUGCACGCCGAGAGGGCAGUGCACCUUCGGCCCCAGGCUGCCUGAAGAGGAUAUCAAGAUGCUUGCAGCAUUUGUCAAAUCUCAAGCAGAGAACGGGUGGCCAAAGGUCGACGGUGAUGUCGAGUGAUUCGAUUACGGUUGAGCACGAGGUGUUACCUCCAUUUCGUGAGGAGGCUGAAAACAUAAUUGUUGAUGAGGUUAAUAGAGGUGUUUGGUUUACUGGACGGUAACGCAAACGGUAAAGGUAUCACGUGGCGUUGGGAUCGAUGGUGUAACGAUCCAUGUGCUGUUUUGUUUGGCCCAUGCUUGUAACGCUAUCAAUUUACUUAAGGGAACACUAGCUACCAUA